GUCCGCAGCCCCGGCAGCAGGGGCCGCUGUGAGAGCUGCGCUCGCACUGCCCGCCGCCGCCCUCGGCUCCCGCGCGCGCUGCUCGCCCCUCGGCGCGAUCUUAAGCUCGUUUCUGCACUGUUUUACCGAAGAACCCAUUAAAAGGGCCGGUGAAUCUUGCGGAAAAUGGCGUUCAGUGAUCUUACAUCGAGGACUGUGCGUUUUUAUGAUAAUUGGAUCAAAGAUGCUGAUCCGAGAGUUGAAGACUAUCUCCUCAUGUCCUCGCCUCUGCCACAAACCAUCAUCCUGGGCCUCUAUGUCUAUUUUGUUACGUCUCUGGGACCAAAGCUCAUGGAGAACCGGAAGCCCUUUGAACUCAAGAAAGCGAUGAUAACGUACAAUUUUUUCAUAGUACUGUUUUCUGUGUAUAUGUGUUAUGAGUUUGUGAUGUCUGGCUGGGGUACAGGUUACUCGUUUCGAUGUGACAUUGUUGACUAUUCUCAGUCGCCAAGAGCAAUGAGGAUGGUGCACACCUGCUGGCUUUAUUACUUCUCCAAAUUCAUCGAGCUGUUAGACACUAUCUUUUUUGUUCUGCGUAAGAAAAACAGCCAAGUGACUUUCCUUCAUGUCUUCCAUCAUACGAUCAUGCCGUGGACCUGGUGGUUUGGAGUCAAAUUUGCUGCAGGUGGUCUGGGAACAUUCCAUGCCUUUUUAAAUACAGCUGUGCACGUGGUCAUGUAUUCUUACUAUGGGUUAUGUGCAAUGGGACCAGCCUACCAGAAGUAUUUAUGGUGGAAAAAACAUUUGACAUCUUUGCAGCUUGUCCAGUUUGUUCUUGUCACUAUCCACAUAGGCCAGAUCUUCUUCAUGGAGGACUGCAAUUACCAGUACCCAGUUUUUCUGUAUAUCAUCAUGAGUUACGGAUGCAUCUUCCUGCUGCUCUUUCUCCACUUUUGGUACCGUGCUUACACCAAGGGUCAGAGGUUGCCCAAAACUCUAGAAAAUGGAAAUUGCAAAAGCAAGCGCCACUAAAAUACAGACACAACCUGAAUUUACAAUGGAGACUGAUAUCUUGCCUUCCUUGACAAUCAAGACAUACUUGCCUAUGCAGUGCAUUUUGUAUAUUUUUCAAAACCAAGAGCUUGUAUUUUUAUGAUAAGUUAUUUGGGUUUCUGAUCUCUGAGAGUCCAAAGCUCCCAGAUAAGUCUUCUCAGUGGAAGAGCCUGGAACAGCCAGGAGGUUUCAUGUUGCCUUUCAAACCAAUCAGAGGUCUUAAUACAUCUUGCUACAUCAAGAGGAGGGUAUGAAGUAAUGUAGUGCUCUCCUAGGAACCCCAGAAAUGAUGACAAAUACUAGCUAUUUUGAACAUGGACAGAGGUCCACAGAGUACGAUAGAUUCCUCCUGCUUGAUGUGGGAACCCCUGAUGCUGGGUUCUGUCUGUCACUCAUCCCUUAUGUUCAGACAACAUUACACUCGUUCUAGGGCUCAGUUCUGAAGUGCUAACACAAGUGAAGCCUAAGUGGAUUCUUGAUAAGCUCUCAUUCUAAAUUUGUUAAUGGUAAGUUUGAAUGGUCUUCUGGGUCAUUGCCACAAGAUCUGCCCAUAAGACUUCCUCCCAACUCAUGCACAAGCUGUUAGAGGCUGUGAUGCUAUGGUAUCCGCACUGAUGCCUUUGAGCCCAAGGUGGAGGUAACUUUAUGUUGCAAACAAGAUGAUUUGUCUCAACGGUUAAUGAACGCUUUGCUAAUGACGAUUCUACAAUUAACUUCUGUGCAUAUCUGAAAAGAGGGAUGUGUGAAUAAAAAAAAAAAGAAUAGACUGUUGGAUUCAAUGAGGAAAGGUAUAAUCUGUUGCAGUAUAAUAACACUCUCUGAUAUGUCCUGGUUUAAGGGAUUGUUUUGCCAAAGUAAGUGUUGGUUAGAUAUUUAAGUGUUCAUGUGAUUGGCUUACCUCAGGUGCUUCUGAAUCACAUAUUAAUUUUUGAAUAUCUACUAUGCAAACGGCUUAUGAAGCAACCAGAGUUGAGUGGUGCCGAGUAUCAGAGGCAAGAUUUGGUUAACAAAUAAACAAGGGGUGUUAUGUCCUGAGAGAUAAAGACACUGAAUUAUGAUUGUGUGUGUGUGUGUGUGUGUGUGUGUGUGUGUGUGUGUGAUUUCCAUUUCUUCAGACCUAUAAGCCAUAUUGUGAAGGGCUGAGAUUCAUGUGGCAUUCCCUAACCCCCACCCCCUUUAAAAAUGCCACUUUCUAGAAUUUCCUUCUUCUUUCCGGUGAACCAGAACAACUUAGCAAUACUUGGACGCUUGUGAAGAUGUCAAUAUUAUUUCCUUUUCCUCUUCGGAGAACUUUUCAAAAUCAGUACACCUUGGUCAUGGGCGCCACACAACGUUGCUCAUUUUGCAAUAAAGCCUGAGUCCUCAUUGACCAUAAACUAUGAGUUUUGCCUGCCCUCUCCUGAUCCAUUACUCUGUCUCCACAUUCAUUCAGUUUAUAAAGUUAUUCGCCAUUAAGUGGCCUUUAGUGAUUCCACAUGCUUACAAUGAGAAGCGAGGAUGAUAGGCUUUUCAUAUUAAAAAAAAAAAAUUUUAAAAAGGCCACAGACAAGCCGAGCUGCAGGGAACGGCUGUGCUAGUCUGUCGCUGUGAAGGUCUCAGGGAUCCAUGUUUUCCUACUUUGACUCUGUGUGUCCAGCCUGGGUUAAGAUGGGAUGGGAUGGUAGACACUGGCACAUACACAAGCAAUCCCAAAGACUCAAACAGGGCAAAGACCCAACGGAAUUGAAAAUAGAGACUAAGACAGGAGGUUUUGAUUUAUUUCCUCUUCUUGCUCCAUACCCUCUCCACCCCUCCUCUAAGUAUUUAAAAUGUCUGAUGUGCCCACAGACUGAGAGCAACAUUGUGACAUACCACAGUCUUAACUAUAUGAAUGAAGGAGGGAGGUGGAAGUUACAUGGAAACAGAUUAAGGUUGACAGUCAGUGUCCCCCAGGUAAGUGUUCCUGGAGCAGAGUGAGUGUCACUGGUUGUAGGGUUUGUGUAAGCAGUAUUCGGUCAAGUGGAGUUUCUAAUGGGGUUUACCUACUUUUCAGGACUUUAUUGUCUUUAAAUUUGCUUGCCUAAUAAGCAAAAAGCCCAGCUAUUAAGUAUAGUUUAUUAUAAAAGUUCUGUGGGCCCUUGAGGUCCAAUAUAUAUGAUAUAAAUACAAAAUUUAAAUUAUCUGUAGGGUAUUAUGACUUUCUGUCUACAUACUUAAUGAGAAUUCUAAUUUGAGUAUAUACUGCAUUGUUUCAUAGUUUGGGAAAUUAUGAGAUUGUAUCCCUCGGCUAUCUCUUAUUUCUGUUUACUUUUUAAUGACUGUGGAAGUUUUGAGAAGUUGGACUUGCUCUCUUUGCUAUAAUAAAUCUGUGGCAUCAUAUGGACAUGUGUGUGUGUGUGUGUGUGUGUGUGUGUGUGUGUGUGUGCGCGCGUGCGUCUCAUUUUGGAAUCUAGCUGCUUUGAUUUGCCCAUGUGAGUGAUUCUAAAUCUGAAUAUUCUCUUAGUCAAAGCACUUGGCAUACUUGCUGUCAUGUGCUUGCUGUCUUCAGAGAGAGUAUUGUGCUGGAUGAGAGUGGUUCAAAAUGCCCACUGGAAUUGCCUGUAUCUUAUCACCCCGCAGAUGGAUGUUCAAACAGCACAGCAUAGGUACAACAGGAGGCCAUGUCCUGCCAUUCACAAAUUCAAAAAACUAUUAUGAAGGCAUUUGAAGGCGAGUAUGUAUUAUGUAAAAUGUGUAAAAUCCAAAAUGGAUAGUAGGUUAGUAGACCAGAUGUCUGCAAAUAACACGGGGCUCAAGAGAUGGCUCAGUGGUUAAGAGACCUUAUCGUUUUGGCAGAGGACCUGGGUUUGGUUCUUACUUGACAACUCACAACUGUCUGUAACUCUAGUUCCAAAGGAUCCAACAUUUACUCCUGGCCUCCACAGGCAUCAGGCACACCCACUGUGCUCACACAAACACACAAACGAACACUUAUAACCUAAAUAAAUAAGAACUUAAAAAAAUAAUUUUGUCAUGUCUAACUGAAAUAACAGUUUCUAGGUACCGAUCACCUACGUUUGUUAAAACAACUGAUGGCUGAAUGCCGGGGAAGUUGGGGAUGGUGACUGAGGCUGGUGCAGUCUGAACCCACUGAUCUUCUCAAUACCGAUCAAAGUGAGAUGCCCAAGUGCUCUUUUCUUUUUUUAACAUGCUAUUGGAUUAUGAAAUCUCUUUGCCCCAGUUUGUGUUUUGAAUUGAAUCUAAAUUUCUAUUUCUUUUUUUGUUUGUUUGUUUGUUUUGUUUUGUUUUUCGGUUUUUCGAGACAGGGUUUCUCUGUAUAGUCCUGGUUGUCUUGGAACUCACUUUGUAGACCAGGCUGGCCUUGAACUCAGAAGUCUGCCUGCCUCUGCCUCCCGAGUGCUGGGAUUAAAGGCGUGCGCCACCACACCUGGCUUAAAUUUCUGUUUCUAAAUCAGUAAUGAUAAUAAUAAUAAUUCUGUUGAUAUAGGAAGAUAUUUAAAGAGACAAAGUAGAUCAAAUCAGCCAUAUACAAGGUAGUAAAUUAUAGGAGUUUCAUCAGACAAGUGGCCCAAUUUAUUCACCAAAAGUGACCUUAAAGGGACAAAAAGUCAAAAAUGGGAGAGGGGGCUAUGAAUUCCAGUGGCAGAGAACAUGCCCAGCAUGGCCUAGCCUCCAUCCCCUGCAUCACCACAAGGAAACUGAAGUAAAGACAUGGAAGAAAGUCUAGUAACUUGAGACCUAAAAUUCAACAAUCCAGUAUUUGGAUAUAAAUUUAAACAAACCAAUUAUAAGAGGAUUUUAAAAUAAUUACACAUGGCAUAAAUAUUAGAUGAUACUAAGAAACUAAUACUGGAUAUUAUCUCUGUACUGCAGCCAGACUUUUGAAAAGUUCUAAUCCAUGAAGAUAUACGUGUAUGCCCGUGUGUGUUGUGUAUAAUUGACAGUUGUCUGGCUGUGACCUUUUAAUAUAAUUCUCCAUGUUGUGGUGACCCCCAAACAUAAAAUUAUUUUUGUUGUACUUCAUAACUGUAAUUUUGCUGCUGUUAUUAAUCUUCAUGUAACUAUCUGAUCUACAGCCCCUGUGAAAGGGGCUGAGACCCACAGAUUGAGAAACAUCUGCUCUAGGUGAACAGUUUAUCCAUAAGAAAACAGUCAAAUGUAAAGAAUGAAGCCUUAAGAUCAAUAAAUAUACACGUGUCUGUGCAUUAGUUGCUAUUGAAAGAAGGCUUGGACUGACAGCAUGGCUCAGCAGGUCAAAGGGCUUGCUGCCAAAUGUGACAGCCUAAGUUCCAUUCCCCAGGACCUCUACAUGGUGGAAAGAGAAAACUGACUCCAGAAAGUUGUCCUCUGACCUCCGCACACACACUCCAUAGUACACAUGUGCAGUCCUCCCAAAUAAAUAAAUAAAUGCAUUUUUAAAGUUUAAAA
Mus musculus (house mouse) is the source of this 5439-nucleotide messenger RNA. RefSeq names its product ELOVL fatty acid elongase 7 (gene Elovl7). The record is from RefSeq and is marked validated. Gene Ontology annotation, biological process: fatty acid elongation, polyunsaturated fatty acid; long-chain fatty-acyl-CoA biosynthetic process; fatty acid elongation, saturated fatty acid. Lineage: Eukaryota; Metazoa; Chordata; Mammalia; Rodentia; Muridae. The transcript has 8 exons. Gene Ontology annotation, cellular component: endoplasmic reticulum; endoplasmic reticulum membrane; membrane. The coding region runs from base 166 to 1011 and encodes 281 amino acids. Gene Ontology annotation, molecular function: fatty acid elongase activity.